AUGGAAGCUGCUGGAUUAGCCAUCGGAGUUGUAGGGCUCGUCAGCCUCUUCAGCAACUGUUUGGAUGUUCUCGACAAAUUCGAGGCAUACCGGGAUUUUGGAACCGACCUCCAUUAUGUGGCAACUCAGUUUGAGGCUGAGAAACUCCGUUUCGAAAAAUGGGGCCAUGCCGUUGGUGUCCUGUGGAUCAAUGGACCCGCGGGGUUCGGGAAGACGAUCCUCUGUGCUAGAAUAGUCGAACACAUCUCGGCCGACAUUGGAACCCCCGUGGCGCAUUUCUUCUUCUCGUCUGACUUCGAGAGCCGUAGCGACCCUUACAUAGCGAUAAGGUCAUGGAUAUCCCAAGUGAUGUCUCAUCCCAAGGCGUAUGAAGUCGUCUGUGACGAAUGCGACGCCCAGGAUGGACAGUCAGCAACGCGAGCACAUCUCGUUCAGAUGUUCCGCAAUAUCGUCUGCGCUAUGCCCGAGUGCACUUUCGUUUUGGACGGGCUGGAUGAAUGCACUUGGGUCAGAGAUGAUCAAAAAUUUGACAGCGACGCCGUGACCCAAUUUCUUAAGGCUCUUAGGCAAGCAGUCGCCGAUACGCACACACGAAUCCUGAUCGUUAGUCGUGAUGAAGCGGAAAUUCGGCAAGGCCUCAUUAGCAAUAGGAGCGAUGAUGUUUUCGAGUACAAGGUUUCCACUGAAGACGUCCAUUCCGACGCGGUAUCAUACUCCAGAAGCAUUGUAAACGAGAAAUUGUUCAAGAAACUGGAAACAAUAAAGCGCGACAUUGCUCAGAGGAUGGUGAACCGUUGCAGUGGCCAAUUCCUGUGGCUCAAGUUGCAAGAGGACUCCCUAGAUAGCUGGAUGACUAAACGGCAGCUCGAGACCGCAGUCGAGGAGACUCCGGCCGGGCUUGAGCAGACCUACGAGCGAUACUGGAGGAGGAUGUCGAAUUUUCCAGAGUGGAAACGAAGUCGAGCCUUCUCUCUACUACGGUGGACAGCCUUUGCUCUACGACCAUUGACGGUUUGCGAGAUUAGCGAAGCUCUGCUUAUCAAUGACGAUUGCGAUGACCUCCCCAUCGAGGAAAUGCCGGACUCCAUCGAUGAAGAUUAUAUCAACAGGGGGAUACUGGGCCUCUGUGGUUCGCUACUUGAGGUUCGGAGUACUUCGUCGGAAUCGCACGUAGGGGCCAGGACUGUACAUUUAACUCAUUUCUCAGUCAGGCAAUACUUGGUUUCCAACAUGUCGGCCCCGGGAAGUUCCAUAGUGGCCAACGAGCGAGUCUGGUCCUUUAACGAAGCUUUCCAAAACAGUCAAUUGGGUAGGCUGUGUCUACGCUAUGUGAAUUUCCGAAAGGUCUGGGAAGAUACGCUUCAGAAGGACGAAAAC
Pseudomassariella vexata is the source of this 1377-nucleotide messenger RNA. RefSeq names its product ankyrin-1. The transcript is spliced from 2 exons. NCBI's taxonomy places the organism in Eukaryota, Fungi, Ascomycota, Sordariomycetes, Amphisphaeriales, Pseudomassariaceae. The record is from RefSeq and is a predicted model, not a curated record. The annotation marks the transcript as partial.